AUGUGCGACGACCGCUCUUGCACCCACUGCAAUGAAGAUGCAGCUUCGGACCGCUUUAACACGACUACACAACCUUCUAACACAUCCAAAGUGGCCUCAAAAUACAAUCAACCAUGCUUCGCUUCUAACUACCAAUGGCAGAAUGAAGCCGCUACUCUCAAGUCUGUACAAGACGGCAGCAACCUGGGCCCACCUCCAGAUGGAGGUAUCAAAGCUUGGCUCGUCGCAGCUGGGGCAGCUUGUAUCUUCUUCUCGGCUCUCGGAUUUGCUAAUUCCUUCGGCGUCUUCGUGGAAUACUAUCUCUCCCAUCAACUCCAAGGCCAUUCAGCAGACAAAGUGGCCUGGAUUGGAUCCGUCGCUGUUUUCACGCAAUUUGCGGCAGGCGCGGUUGGUGGCCCUCUUUUUGAUCGUUACGGUGCUUGGGUUAUUCGACCCUCUGCGGGACUUCUUGUGUUUGCCAUCAUGAUGACCAGCCUUUGUACCCAGUACUGGCAAUUCAUGUUGGCCCAGGGCAUUCUACUCGGCAUCUCCAUGGGAUUCUUGCAGUUCCCAGCAAUGGCCGCGGUCACCCAAUACUUCGACAAGAAAGCCGGCGCAGCACUGGGCCUGGUGAUCUCCGGAUCCUCCAUCGGCGGCGUUGUCAUCCCAAUCGCGCUCUCCAAAAUGCUGAACAGCACCAAUCUGGGCUUCGGAUGGUCCAUUCGCAUCAUUGGCUUCCUCCUCAUUCCGCUGCUCUCCUUCUCCUGCAUCGCUGUUCGGAGUCGCCUACCUCCUCGCAAGUCCGCUUUUCUUCUUCCCUCCGCAUUCAAGGACCGCACGUACUGCAUGGUAAUCGCGGCGCUCUUCUUCAUGUUCAUCGGAAUGUUCGCUCCACUCUUCUAUAUGCCCACCUACGCUGUUAAGCGUGGCAUGGAUGCGACGCUAGCAUCCUACCUGCUAGCCAUCGUCAACGGAGCGUCUACUUUUGGUCGAGUCGUCCCAGGAAUCCUCGCCGACAAAUUCGGACGAUUGAACGUGUUCAUGUUCGGAGGAAUAGCUUCGGGGGUGGUUGUCUGCUGCAUGAACCAAGCAGAGUCCACCGCGGCAUUGGUGGUUUACGCCGUCAUUGUCGGGUUCACCACCGGAACAAUCAUUUCCGGUGGAACGACAGCUUUCACGCUCUGCAUCAAGAGCCGACAGGAAAGUGGCACCCUCCUCGGAAUGGGAGUCGGUCUCAGCUCCAUUUCUGCUUUGAUCGGUCCUCCUGCCAAUGGAGCAUUCGUGCAACACUAUGCCAGCUUUGCCCAAAUGUCGAUCUUCAGCGGUGUGAUGUGUCUGGUUGGUGGUUUAAUUGCCUUUGCUGCGAAGUCGACUACUCCCCAUGGCCUGUUUGGGAGAACUUGA
Messenger RNA from Penicillium waksmanii, 1383 nucleotides. Its product is annotated as MCT family MFS transporter. The record is from RefSeq and is a predicted model, not a curated record. Gene Ontology annotation, molecular function: transmembrane transporter activity. Gene Ontology annotation, biological process: transmembrane transport. Gene Ontology annotation, cellular component: fungal-type vacuole membrane. Lineage: Eukaryota; Fungi; Ascomycota; Eurotiomycetes; Eurotiales; Aspergillaceae. The transcript has 2 exons. Bases 1 to 1383 code for a protein of 460 amino acids.